CCGGCCACGCCGCCCGCCCGCCCGCCCGUCCGCCGGCCAUGGCCGUCACGCUCGACAAAGAGGCCUAUUACCGGAGGGUCAAGAGACUCUACAGCAACUGGCGGAAAGGGGAGGAUGAAUAUGCCAAUGUGGAUGCCAUUGUUGUGUCCGUGGGCGUGGACGAAGAGAUCGUGUAUGCCAAGUCAACCGCCUUGCAGACAUGGCUCUUUGGCUACGAAUUAACCGACACCAUCAUGGUCUUCUGCGAUGACAAGAUCCUCUUCAUGGCCAGCAAGAAGAAAGUCGAGUUCCUGAAGCAGAUUGCCAACACCAAGGGCAACGAGAAUGCCAAUGGGGCACCCGCCAUCACGCUGCUCGUGCGUGAGAAGAAUGAGAGUAACAAGAGCAACUUUGACAAGAUGAUCGAAGCCAUUAAAGAGAGCAAGAACGGCAAAAAGAUCGGUGUGUUCAGCAAGGAUAAAUUCCCCGGAGAGUUUAUGAAGAGUUGGAAUGACUGCCUCAACAGAGAGGGGUUUGAGAAGGUAGACAUCAGUGCAGUAGUGGCUUACACCAUCGCAGUGAAGGAGGAUGGGGAACUGAGCCUGAUGAAGAAAGCAGCCAGCAUCACCUCUGAGGUCUUCAACAAAUUCUUCAAGGAGAGAGUCAUGGAGAUCGUCGAUGCCGAUGAGAAAGUACGGCACAGCAAAUUGGCUGAGUCGGUUGAGAAGGCGAUCGAAGAGAAGAAGUACCUGGCCGGGGCCGACCCUUCUACUGUGGAGAUGUGUUACCCUCCCAUCAUUCAGAGCGGGGGCAACUACAAUCUCAAAUUCAGCGUUGUCAGUGACAAGAACCACAUGCACUUCGGAGCCAUCACGUGUGCCAUGGGUAUCCGCUUUAAAUCCUACUGCUCCAACCUGGUGCGCACCCUGAUGGUCGACCCUCCCCAGGAAGUCCAGGAGAACUACAACUUCCUGCUCCAGCUGCAAGAGGAGCUGCUGAAGGAGCUGAGACAUGGGGUGAAACUGUGUGACGUGUACAAUGCCGUCAUGGAUAUGGUCAAAAAACAGAAACCCGAACUGAUGAGCAAAAUCACCAAAAAUCUGGGGUUCGCUAUGGGGAUUGAAUUCCGCGAAGGAUCGUUGGUCAUCAACAGCAAGAAUCAGUACAAGCUAAAAAAGGGCAUGGUUUUCAGCAUCAACAUGGGGUUCUCGGACCUGACCAACAAAGAAGGGAAGAAGCCGGAAGAGAAAACGUACGCCCUCUUCGUCGGCGACACGGUCCUGGUCGAUGAGGACGGCCCGGCUGCUGUUCUCACAGCCGUAAAGAAGAAAGUGAAGAACGUGGGGAUUUUCUUGAAGAAUGAGGACGAGGAGGAAGAGGAGGAGGAGAAGGACGAGGCUGAGGACCUGCUGGGGCGAGGGUCUCGGGCAGCCCUGCUCACGGAGAGGACCCGAAAUGAGAUGACGGCCGAGGAGAAACGACGCGCUCAUCAAAAGGAGCUGGCCACCCAGCUCAACGAGGAAGCCAAGAGGCGGCUGACGGAGCAGAAGGGGGAGCAGCAGAUCCAGAAAGCUCGCAAAUCUAACGUGUCCUACAAGAACCCUGCUCUGAUGCCCAAGGAACCGCAUAUCCGGGAGAUGAAGAUCUACAUCGACAAGAAGUAUGAGACUGUCAUAAUGCCCGUGUUUGGCAUCGCCACACCAUUCCAUAUCGCCACCAUCAAGAACAUCAGUAUGUCAGUGGAGGGAGACUACACGUACCUCCGAAUCAACUUCUAUUGCCCAGGCAGCGCCCUGGGCAGGAACGAAGGCAACAUAUUCCCCAACCCGGAAGCCACGUUUGUCAAAGAGAUCACGUAUCGAGCCUCAAAUAUGAAAGCCCCCGGAGAGCAGACGGUUCCCGCUCUGAACCUCCAGAACGCCUUCCGCAUCAUAAAGGAGGUGCAGAAGCGGUACAAGACCCGGGAAGCGGAAGAGAAAGAGAAGGAGGGCAUUGUGAAGCAAGAUUCCCUGGUGAUCAACCUCAACCGGAGUAACCCCAAGCUGAAGGACCUGUACAUCCGACCCAACAUUGCCCAGAAGAGGAUGCAGGGCUCCUUGGAGGCCCACGUCAAUGGCUUCCGCUUCACGUCGGUGCGAGGGGACAAGGUGGACAUCCUCUACAACAACAUCAAGCACGCCUUGUUCCAGCCCUGUGACGGGGAGAUGAUCAUCGUGCUGCACUUCCACCUCAAGAACGCCAUCAUGUUCGGAAAGAAGCGGCACACAGACGUGCAGUUCUACACCGAAGUGGGGGAGAUCACGACGGACCUGGGGAAGCACCAGCACAUGCACGACCGGGACGACCUCUACGCCGAGCAGAUGGAGCGGGAGAUGAGGCACAAACUGAAGACGGCCUUUAAAAACUUCAUUGAGAAGGUGGAGGCCCUGACCAAGGAGGAGCUGGAGUUCGAAGUGCCUUUCAGGGAUCUGGGAUUUAAUGGCGCACCCUACAGAAGCACCUGUCUCCUCCAGCCGACCAGCAGUGCUCUGGUGAACGCUACGGAGUGGCCGCCUUUCGUGGUGACGUUGGACGAGGUGGAGCUGAUUCACUUCGAGCGGGUCCAGUUCCACCUGAAGAACUUCGACAUGGUGAUCGUCUAUAAGGACUACAGCAAGAAAGUGACCAUGAUCAACGCCAUCCCCGUGGCCUCACUUGACCCCAUCAAGGAGUGGUUGAACUCCUGUGACCUGAAGUACACCGAAGGAGUGCAGUCCCUCAACUGGACCAAAAUCAUGAAGACCAUCGUAGACGACCCCGAGGGCUUCUUUGAGCAAGGGGGCUGGUCUUUCCUGGAGCCCGAGGGCGAGGGAAGCGAUGCUGAAGUUGGGGAAUCAGAGUCAGAAAUUGAAGAUGAGACCUUUAACCCUUCAGAGGAUGAAUAUGAGGAAGAGGAGGAAGACAGUGACGAAGACUAUUCCUCAGAAGCAGAGGAGUCGGACUAUUCCAAGGAAUCAUUGGGUAGCGAAGAGGAGAGCGGAAAAGACUGGGAUGAACUGGAGGAAGAAGCCAGGAAAGCCGACCGUGAGAGUCGAUACGAGGAAGAGGAGGAGCAGAGUCGGAGCCUGAGCCGGAAGAGGAAGGGCUCCGUCCACAGCUCCGGCCGCGGCUCCGGCCGCGGCUCCAGACACAGCUCCGCGCCCCCGAAGAAGAAGAGGAAGUAGCCGAUGAACUCUGGUCCCGCCACCCCCUUCCUCCUCCAGCUGACCCCUGAAUAUUUUACCCGAAAUAGAAACUGUAUUUCUUCUCUCUCCCCCGC
Messenger RNA from Ornithorhynchus anatinus (platypus), 3277 nucleotides. RefSeq names its product SPT16 homolog, facilitates chromatin remodeling subunit (gene SUPT16H). Gene Ontology annotation, biological process: positive regulation of transcription elongation by RNA polymerase II; transcription elongation by RNA polymerase II. The coding region runs from base 39 to 3182 and encodes 1047 amino acids. Lineage: Eukaryota; Metazoa; Chordata; Mammalia; Monotremata; Ornithorhynchidae. Gene Ontology annotation, molecular function: nucleosome binding. The transcript has 26 exons. The record is from RefSeq and is a predicted model, not a curated record. Gene Ontology annotation, cellular component: FACT complex.